AUAGAGGCGCCUUGUGGAGGGGGCGGGGCGUGCUCAGAGGAACGCGGCUACUGCACUAGGAGAGAAGACGCGGGAAGCGCUGCACAGGCAGAUUAAAAAAUGGAUUACGUAAUUUGCCCGUAUAAUGCUGAGCACAAAGUCCAUGGGACUGAGCUGAGGAUGCACCUUCUGACCUGUCAGAGCAAUAGUGUAAUAGAAAAGCCUGCAUGUCCUCAGCCGGUGACCAAAAAGAAGGCAAAAUGGGUAGCGCUUUCGCUAAAAAUGCAAGAGGAAGAGUACCAAAGGAAGGUGGAACAAGAUGAACAAGUGUAUGGCCCACAGCAUCCUGAUAGACUUCUGCAAUGCCCAUAUGAUUCCAACCACCAAAUAAGAGCUUGUCGUUAUCCUUAUCACCUGAUAAAGUGUAGGAAGAAUCACCUUGAACUUGCAAAUCAGUUUGUUGCCUGCCCUUUUAAUGCUCGUCAUAUGGUACCUAGAGGAGAACUGAGUUUCCAUAUUUCUAGAUGUGAUGACAAAAGUGGCAUUGAAAAAGAAAUUGUUGAUGAAAAGAGCACGUACAAAAGAGAUGUGAGCCCGAGUCGAUGGAAUGCCCCUCCCUGUAAUGAAGACUGGGAUAAUGAUUUGCAGGAUGAGAGGGCUACUUUUGUUUGGGGCACACCUUCCUACCAAGGACCUAGCACUGGAACUCUGAUGGAUCCUAAAAACAGUCUUGGUUCUACACUACGUGCUCCUAAAUCUCUGCCCUAUGUCCUCCCAUGGAAAAUGAAUAACAGGGCUUGAUUCAGUAUUGUAUCCAUGUACCUCUGGGAAGGUUGAUGUUGCACUUUGAGUUAAGAUUCAAGUUUCUUUAAAAUCUGUUGUGGCUUCGGUUUAGAGAAUUUUUUCAAGACCACAUCAAAUGGAUGGAGCGAAGCAAUACCAAGAUCAAGGCAAAAGCAGUCAUGUAUACUUAAUAUUUUCCCAGUUUUAAAGCUGUCAGUUGUAUGCAAGCAUAAUGUGAUUUAAUUUACAUUUCUUCAAGAACAUGAUUUACAGGAAGUUAGAUUGCCUGUAUACCAUGAGCAAAACAUUUAUGUUUGGGAUUUACCAUUUCUGUUCAACAUGUUUGUAAGCCAGUGUGAAGCUCCAACACCUCUAAAAUGUUAGCACUUAGACUGGGCCCGGUUGCAGUCUGUAGCUGUGAUUUGAUGAUGGCACUAGAGAAACAUCUGUUUUACCUCUGAGGAAACUUACAUUUUGUACAUUGAUUUUUGUUUAAUACUUGCACACAUUAGUAAAAGUUCCCUGAAUUACUAAUGUUGAAGAUUUAUGCAGUAACAUAUUGUCCAGCAGUAUUCAACAUCUAAUCCAGUCUAUAGUGCUUGAAGUAUCUUGUCUUAAGUAAUUGGAAAAAUAAUUAAAGGUUUUUCUGUUCUGUUCUACAA
Molecule: messenger RNA, 1424 nt
Organism: Hyla sarda
Lineage: Eukaryota; Metazoa; Chordata; Amphibia; Anura; Hylidae
Product: gametocyte-specific factor 1-like
Exons: 10
Coding region: 100-780 (226 amino acids)
Source: RefSeq, a predicted model, not a curated record